Pantherophis guttatus is the source of this 2271-nucleotide messenger RNA. The record is from RefSeq and is a predicted model, not a curated record. Lineage: Eukaryota; Metazoa; Chordata; Lepidosauria; Squamata; Colubridae.
AUGGAUAUUUAUCCCAACAGGCUCAUACCCAGUAACUACCAGCAGUUCCUUGCAUUGAUGUUUGCUGUCUCCAAGGUCAAUGAAGAUGUUCUUCUGCUUCCUAAUAUCACUCUUGGCUUCCACAUUUAUGGCCAUUACCAGAGGGAAAGGUUUAUUUCUUUGAACAGCCUCUCCAUCCUCUCCUCACGAGGCCAAGUGGUUCCAGGUUACAAAUGUGACCUGCAGGACACUCUGCUGUCCGUCAUUGGAGUUCAGCUGAUCCUGUAUUUCCAGUGGAACUGGGUUGGGCUUGUGACCUCUGAAGAUGACAUUGGAGAACAUUUCAUCUCAAAUUUCAUACCAAUGCUCCAGGAGAAGGAGAUCUGCCUGGCCUUCACUGAAAGUUUGAAAUUGGAUGAUAUUCAAAUUACAAUGAAGAAGUUUCUGCUCAAUUUCCUUGUCUGGUCUAAAACAGAAGUGUUCAUUCUGUUUGGAGGCUUCAGUGUUUCUACCAGUGUAGUUGCGGCAGUAACUAAUUAUGAAACAAUAAAAAAGGCAUCAUUUAGGAAAGUUUGGAUCUUAAGUUCCCAUUGGAAAGUUAGUGUGGAGGAAUCUCAGGAAGGAUUGAAAUACAUAAAGUUUUUCCAUGGGGUCUUGCAUUUUAGGGACCACUCCGGGGAUGUCUCUGAAUUCAGCCACUUCCUCCUGUCUUUAGACCCCUUGAACCCCCAAGGAGAUGUCUUUCUCCCUCCAUGGUGGGAAUUGGUCUUUGGCUGCAAGAUCCACAAACCAGGCAAAAUCCUUCCAAAGGGGGAAAAACAAUGUACAGGAAAGGAGAACGUGCAGAAUCUGCCCAAUUACACUUUUGAAAGGAGGAUGACAGGAGAAAGUUACAAUAUCUACAAUGCUGUUUAUGCUCUGGCACACGCUUUGCAUGCAAUGUAUGGAUCCAGACCAACCAUGAUGAGGCUUGGAAAGUGGAUCUCCGAUGUCCAGUCAUGGCAGAUUCUUGCCUAUUUGAGGAAUGUGCAGUUCAACAACAGUGCUGGAGAUGAAGUCUCCUUCUCAGAAGAUGAACUGGGAUCUGCUCGUUAUGAUCUUCUCAAUUGGGUUCUCUUCUCCAAUCGAUCUUUUGAACCCAUAAAAGUUGGGCAAGUAAAUCCUGAGGCUCCCCUAGGCCAAGAUUUCACCAUUAACUCUGAUGGAAUCAUCUGGGCCACAAAGAAGGUGCCCUUUGGCAGGUGUGGCAUGAAGAGGUGCCAUGCAGGAGAGAGGAGGAGUGUUCCAGAGGGCAAUCCGGUUUGUUGCUACCAAUGUGAUGCUUGUCCAGAAGGGACCAUGUCUAAUCAGACAGAUGCAGCUCACUGUGAACCCUGCCCAGAAGACCAAUAUCCCAACAAGGACAAGGACCAAUGCAUUGCCAAGAAGAUCCACUUCCUUGCCUAUCAGGACUCCCUGGGAUACAUUUUAGUUUUUCUUGCUCUUUUCCUCUCUGUGAUCACUUCUGCAGUCCUGGUGAUUUUCUAUAAGCAUCAUGACACACCGGUUGUCAAGGCCAACAACAGAGAACUCACCUACAUCCUGCUGGUCUCCCUCCUGCUCUGCUUCCUCUGCUCCUUCCUUUUCAUUGGUCAACCAGGGAAGCUCACCUGUCUCUUCCAACAAUCUGCCUUUGCCAUUCUCUUUUCCCUGGCAGUUUCCUCUGUGUUGGCAAAAACUGUCAUGGUGGUUCUGGCCUUCAUGGCCACCAAGCCUGGAAACAGGUCAAGGAAACUCUUAGGGAAACCACUGACCAACUCCAUUGUCUUAGCCUGUCCUCUGGUCCAAACAAUACUUUGUGCCACCUGGCUGACAACUUCUCCCCCAUUUCUUAACUUGGACUUCCACUCCUUGUUUGGAGAGAUCAUCUUGGAAUGUAAGGAAGGCUCAGCUUUAAUGUUUUACACUGUGCUUGCCUACCUAGCUUUUUUGGCCCUCAUCAGUUUCACUGUGGCAUUUCUAGCUAGGAAAUUGCCUGAUAGUUUUAAUGAAGCCAAGUUCAUUACUUUUAGCAUGCUGGUCUUUUGCAGUGUUUGGAUCUCCUUCCUCCCCACCUACCUGAGCACCAAAGGGAAGUCCAUGGUGGCUGUGGAGAUCUUCUCCAUUUUGGCCUCUGGAGCUGCUCUCUUGGCUUGUAUCUUUUUCCCCAAAUGCUACAUUAUUCUGCUGAGGCCGGAUCUGAAUUGUAGAGAAAAUAUAGUAAGGAACAAGAAUUUCUAACUAAUGCAAGGAUCGGCCCCAUUUAUAUUUGUC